GGCCUAGCCAGAGCGUUCAUAGAGAUAGUAUACCUCAGUGAGCCAGAGAGGUUUCGAACUUUAAUUUGCAUAGUAUUACGCACCUAAUAACAUAACUAGCUACAAACGUGAAACGACCAUUUUAAAAAAAGAAGAGGGAUACAGCUAAUUCAAUAACAUGGAUUGUGAGGACAGUGCCAGCAUGUCUCUUCCCCACCACCCUGAUCCCGAACGUACAGAGUCACUGGGUCCUGAUUGUAACAGUGGAACUCUUGCACUGUUGCUGGAAGACUGCAUUAAUCUGCUGGGGACAAAUGCAGAGUCUAUGAAACUGGAGGAGGAUUGUGAGGACAUUUCCAGCAUGUCUCUUCCCCACCAACCCGAGCCCAAUAUGCCCCUCAAGUGGGUAACAGUACUGCUGCAAGACUGCAGGAAAUCACUGAGUCCUGGCUGUAACAGUGGAGCUCAGUGGACACUACUGCCUCUCAAGAGAGUUAGAGUACAGGUGGAGGACUGCAGGAAGAAGCUGGGGCCAAAUGCACAAUCUAUACAAGUUGAGGUUGUUGAUAGCAAAGGAUCAACUCAUCCAGCCCAAGACCCCCUCCCUCACACAGGUGUAAAGCCCAACCAACAUGGAGAGCUUGGAGAGAAUUCAUCUGCAUCAACCGAACAUGGAGAGAUCUCUGCUCCAGGAGAGCUUGGCGAGAACUCAUCUGCAACAAAUCUUAAACUAAAGGAUGCCGACAAAACAAAAAGACCUCACCACUGCUCUCAGUGUGGUAAGAGUUUCAAAACAUCAAAUGAUCUUAAAGUACAUCAGAGAAUUCACACUGGAGAGAAGCCUUACCACUGCCCUUAUUGUGGAAAGGAUUUUGCUCAAACUGGUUAUUUUAAUGUGCACCUGCGACAGCACACUGGAGAAAAGCCUUACCAAUGCUCUGAAUGUGAUCAAUGUUUUUCACGUCCUGACAGUUUUAAAUUACACCAAAAAGUUCACAUGAAAAUUCAUACUGAAAAGAAGCCUUAUUACUGCUCUGACUGUGGGAAGAAUUUCUCUCAGGCGAGUUACUUUAAGAUACACCAACGAAUUCACACUGGAGAAAAACCCUUCCACUGCUCUGGCUGCGAGAAACGCUUUACUACAUCAGCUGAAUUGAAAUUGCAUGAGCGGGUACAUUCAGGAGUUAAACCUCACCACUGUGCUGACUGUGGGAAGAGUUUUUCUGUACUUUCUCGAUUACGAAGACAUCAACUUACACAUACUGGAGAAAAACCUUUCUCCUGUCAACAGUGUGGAAAAGGUUUCCCUGAGAAAUUUAGUUUACAAACACACCAGCAAAUACACAUAGGAGAGAAGGCUUUUAACUGCUCUGACUGUGGGAAGAGUUUUACCUUAAAACGUUACUUAACAAUUCAUCAAAGAUCACACACUGGACAGAAACCGUACAAAUGCACUGUCUGUGGGAAGGAAUUUGCACGAGGCAGCAACUUCAUAGCACACCAGCGAGUACAUACUGGAGAGAAGCCAUACUCCUGCUCCUUUUGUGAGAAACGAUGCUAUACAUCAACUGAUCUAAAAAUUCAUCAGAGAAUGCACACAGGAGAGAAACCAUUCCCUUGCCCURAUUGUGAAAAACGCUUCAGUGCAAAAGUUCAACUAACAGCUCAUCAGAGAGUGCACACAGGCGAGUUGCCCUACUCAUGCUGUGAAUGUGGGAGGGGCUACCCACACCUGCAAAGUUUGAAGUACCACCGGGAAAAACAACACAAAUUGAAAAUCUCACCACUGAAGAAGACGACUAAGAAGAACACAAUUAAAUAACAUGAUGUGCUACAUUUCUCAUUGCCAAUCCGAGCAAGACAUUGUUGAGUCAGUUGAUACUGGAAAGGGGCUUUGUAUCACAGUUAACAGUGUGAAUUGAGAUGUUCAGCAUUAGGAUCCCCUUCAUACACCGGAGAAAACCCUUGAAAGGUUUCGUUAUGCGUUGAUCUAUUCUUUGCUAUUUAGGUGGCAGUGUACGACACAGGGCCAGUUGCCCAGAAACUAGUCCCGGAUUAAGCUAUUUCAACAGAGAUUCUCCCGUUGCGCAAGAGGUGUGUGAAGAUGCUUAGGAAUAAUUUGUGCACUGAUUACAGACCAGUCAUGUAUAGCAGCAGGCUGCCCACUCAAUCAUAUUUCAAUCAGUAAUGUAUUGAUCUUUGCUAUGUACAGCCCUGCCUCAUGUAAGCAGUUACUAACAAGAUUUUCCUCAAUCUGCGCAUAGGAUAAGAUGGUUUCUUCCUGUGUUUGAAGCAUUCAAUGAAAAGAACACCUUCCCUACAAUCAAAGAUAGGGGAGGUUUGAUAAUGCUGUGGGGUUGCUUUGCUGCCACUGGUAUUGGGGGUUCUUGAGCGUGCGCAAGGCAUCAUGAAAUCCGCAGGUCAUCAGGUAUCCAAUGUUAAACCCAGUGUCCAAAAAUGUGGUCUCCAUUGAAGGUUGAGGGUGUUCCAGAAGUACAACGACCCCAACAAAAACACACAAAGCACCCAGGAAUGGUUCAAGAAGAGAGACUGUUCUGGAGUGGCCAGCGAAGAUUGCUGAUCUGAAUCACAACCAAAACCUAUGGCGAGAGUUGAAACAGAGGUUGCUGCAGGUUACCCUUCAAACAUUGAAGAAUUAGAGCACUUUGCUACUGAAAAGUGGGCCAAACAUCCAGUUGAAAGGUGCAGCAAGCUCAUUGAUGGUUAUAAUAAGUGUUUGUCUGCAGUUAACUUUGCCAAAAGAUGUGCAACCAAGUAGCUCCAGGGUGUCGAUGCCAUUUGUCCAUGCCAUUUGUCUUUUAUUUUCUCAAUUAAAAUUGUAAAUUUAAGUUCACAACAAAAUUGGUUCUGCAAAUGUUGAAAAACCAAUAAACUGUGGCCAAAAGUUAGGGAGUUAUUUGAAGGCCCAGUGCAGUCAGAAAAGUGAUUUUCAUGUGUUUUAUAUAUAUUUCCACACUGAGGUUAGAAUAAUACUGAAAUUGUGAAAAUGAUAAUGCCCUUUUAGCGUAAGAGCUGUUUGAAAAGACUGCCUGAAAUUUCAACCUGUUUUAAUGGGAUGGAGUUCUGGCCUCUGGUGACAUCACCAGGCAGUAAAUGAGUUAAUAGACCAUUAAGAAAGAGUUCAAAACCUCUCUGCCGAUAACAGCUAGUUUUCAGUUUUACACUCUUAAUUGGUACUUAAUUUUUAUCUAGAAAUGUGAUAUUGAGAUAAAAACGGAUGCAAGGAUGCCAAUAUAUUUGUCAGAAACUGUGCUGUACAAUAUUCAAAUCCUGCUUUAUGUGCCCUCUUGACUCCUGAAAAUGUUAGUUAUUUUGCU
Molecule: messenger RNA, 3317 nt
Organism: Salvelinus sp. IW2-2015
Lineage: Eukaryota; Metazoa; Chordata; Actinopteri; Salmoniformes; Salmonidae
Product: zinc finger protein ZFP2
Biological process (GO): regulation of transcription by RNA polymerase II
Molecular function (GO): DNA-binding transcription factor activity, RNA polymerase II-specific; RNA polymerase II cis-regulatory region sequence-specific DNA binding
Source: RefSeq, a predicted model, not a curated record